UCCCAGUCUGCGGGUACGUUGUUGUUGUUGGCGCCUGUUUCCAAACGACGUUGGUUAAAACAGUUCGUCCCUCUUCGGAGAGCAUCCAGACUCAGUUAAGUGGUGGCCGCGAGUGCAAGGAAUAUCCGCGUCCGUUCGAUCCUCUUCAAAUAACCAAGAGUGAAAGAGAAAGAGAGCGCAAGAGUGAGAAAUAGGGAGAAAAAGGCUAGCCUUUUACAUGGUGGUUAGAAAGAGCAAGGUGAAAUAUAUUAGUUUUGAAAUAAAUUAUAAAAGCAAUCUGCGGACGACCGAUCGCUUCCAGACUUGGAGUGAGUGCAGUACAAGUCCCACCAUCGCGCCCAAUCCCGGCCAGUAGUGGUCAACACAGUGAUAAGAUUGCUUGCGCUUGAUUUGCAUACCGGCGCGGAAGUUUACUUAAGCAAGCUAUCUAUUUGUCUAGGAGUGAAAUACAGUGCCUGCAUUGCUUAUGUACUAACGUAGGUACGUGUCAACCGGAGGCGAUUUAGUUUUUCGGGUGGUGAAAAGUGAAGUGAAAUUACAAGUGAUUGACAAGUGAGUGAGUUAAGUGCGGCUGUUGUAGUGGUAAAGCCGUCAGCUAAUUUUGCUGCCGUUGCUGCUUUCGCGAAACUUUUUCUAGCGCAGAAAUUGCACUGUUGUGGUCGUGGAGACAGAAAAUGGUUCGAAUCGAAAUUCGCCAAGUACCCGGUUGUCAGUAGCUAACGACCAGAGCGCGUGUUCCCCGAACAUUCCUGCCCCCCGGUCGAAAAGCGAGAAAACCGCAAACAUUUAUUGAGCUGCAACGCGGUGCUGAAAAAUAAAAAUUACUUCUACUCGAUGCAUAAUUUAAGAGCCGUGAUUUUGCGGACAGUAAGCGAAAGAAAUAGUUGGAUAAGUGUGUGAUUUUGGCAUAUUUUUCUUUGCACCAAUUGCGAUUUUUUUUGUGCAUUUCGGUACGGCUCUCGCUUUGCUCAUCCUCGCUCACUUGUCAAAAUUCGCUAGAAACCCCGCGAACCGGCGGCGCCUCCCACAACGGUGUUUCGGUUUUGCCCCCUGAAAGUAACAUCAGCUGAAGAGAGAUUACGAAAAUUUAAUCUAUCCAACAAAAUAUUACAUCAAAGCUGCUGCUGGAGAGCAGAAGAAAACCUACGGCAAAAUAAAAGCAAAACAACACAAUCCGUGAUAUACAAUUGCAGCGUUUGAAGCGCGCUGAGCGCAGCAAAAGUUUGUAGUUGGCAUCCGAGGCAAAAGGAGCUGUCGACGAUCGGCGCUGAUCUGCCUCUCGGGGCCCGGGGCCAAGAAGACGGCGGCGGACUUACCACGCGGAAAGCGUAGAGCGUAGAAGCCACACUUCACUUCGAUUCCUUCGACGUCGACCGAACCUUGGAACGGCGCAACAAUUCGCUAGCGAUGAAGAGCUUCAUCGAGCGCCGGCAGCGGCUACCGGCGGCGCCGGGAAUAACAUCACUAUCAAAGAGCUACUACUACUCCUCCUCCUUCUCCUCCUCGCCAGUCUCGUCAUCGGCAGCAUUCCCUGCCUUGCUCACACUGAUGCUCCUCUGCACAUCGAUGUCAGUAGUACAAACAGGACCGGUGACCAGACAUCGUCGGAUGAUGCGAGAGAUCUACAGCGAAGUUCCGGACUCGAGUGCCCAGAAUGUUACCAAUUUCAUCGAUACAUGUCUGUACGAUGGAACGCAGAUUUCUCGGGUGAGCAUCGUGUGCGACAAAAAACCAGGAUGCCGAGCAAUUCAGAAGACUGGGGAGUGCUGCCCAGACUAUCAGUGUGAAUGUCAGCGGAACGGAAAAACCUACGCUAACGGAGAAAAGGUGUUCGAUCCUGAGACGCCAUGUCGUGCCUGUUACUGUCAAGGUGGUGAAAUCACCUGCAGCCAGGUGUCAUGCUACAAGCGUCACGAUUGUGAACCAAAAUUCAUCGCAGGUCGUUGCUGCCCCGAGUACGAUAACUGUCCUCCUCUAGAAAGUUCCAAAAUCACGGAAGCCAGCUCUACGAAGGAAGAGUUCAUCGAAGUAAAGGAAACCGAAAUCGAAGCGGAAGAACUGUUGGAACAGAAUCAACCGAAUGGAACCUCCUCGACAUCCGGUUCGGUUCCGACCCCCACAGUUGCUGUCGGUGAAAAUACAACACCCAAACAGCCGAUGCCACCGGCCAACAACAAUCCUUUGGGUAUUAAAAUUAAGGAAAUCACCAAACCGGAAGAGAUUCGUUUGACCGAUAAUCGACCGAAAAUGUCCACAACCACGACGGUGGCUCCGGUCAACAACGAGGAUACCGGCCGACCGACGACGGCUUCAUCCGUUUCGUAUGGCGAGGAAGCGAAUAACCUAGAGCACCUGGACAUGAAUGUGACCGAUGACGGAGAGGAGGGAGCGAAGAACGUUCGUCACACGGACGAGGACAUGGUGAUGAAUGGUACCGCCGAGGUAACCGAAUCCGGUGAAAGUUCAACAGCUGGCCUUUCCGAGUUGGAUACCGCAGAAGGUUCGUCGGAUGCGAGCAGUCUAAAACCAACCUCUCCUACGCCUUCCACAACGGUUAGAACCACUGGAAUGACUGAAAAUUUGCCGGAGUCUUCGACAAAGAAAGACAACCCUCUGCCGGCGGUAGUGCAGAUUGGAGACAAACUUGUUAUCGUGGAUCACAAUCAGCCAAAACCGAUUACGGUAAUUCAGGUUGAGGAAGUCGAAGGACUGCAACGUGGCGAGGAUGAUAUUUCCUACGAUCAGGAGAUAUUUACCGACCGGUCGCCGGAUAAUCGGGAAAGUUCGAAGCACAUGAAACUCAAAGGCUCGGAAGAGGAAAUGCUGUCUACGCAGGCGGAUUCCAGUGUUGCUUACGAGACCAUCUACCAUGGCGGAUCGACGGAGAAUCUGAGCUCCGGUGAAGUUUUCGAGACACAGCAUUACACGGAGGGGCCUCCCGAAAGUUCGGAACGAAACGAUACUCAGUUGGAGCAGCUAUCCGCUAGUAGUGAAGAAUUCAUACAAAUGGGAUCAUCUUCGGAAAAAUCUUCUGGACAGGAACAGGAAGAACAUACGACGGUCAAUUCGUUAGCCACUGCAAGUGGCGAGGAGGGUAGUACAACACUGAUGGAUCUACACGUAUCCGCAGUAAGCUCGGAAGCUUCCGGAGAUGAGAUAUAUGAAACACAAUUCUACACCGAAGGACCGGCAAGUUCUGCGGAAGUAAUGGACGCGGCAGCAAGUAUGAUCGUAGACAAUCUCGAACCGACUAAACCGACAAAGGAUCUUCAAGCUGACGACAUGACAACUCACAGCAAGUUAUACAUUGAAGAAGAUGAGCACGAUUUAAUUCAACCUGGCUUCCAACCGAUUCCGGAAGAUUUCAGUCUACCAUUAAGAGACCAGCCUGCUGACGAGAUGGAACAGCAAAAUGCACCCGGCAAAAGUGACCGCAAAGAGGACGUAGAAACUCCAAAAAUUUUAUCAGAAGUGCUGGAAUACCGCAAAAACUCAACUACUUCCACUACAGAAGCCUCCGUUGAAGUUGAUUCGGAGGCAACCCAUUCCCCAUCGUGGCUGAAGGAAGAAACCAAACAGCAACUGAGAACUCCCGGUGAGCCCUAUCUGGUACCGGAAUGGGAACGUACAAACGGCACCGCCACCAGUGAGUCUCAGUUUGUAGAUGAAUCCAGUGGAGCGGGAGAUUUUCAUGUGUUGAAAAUGACCUCCGAAGAAUACGUUGACAAUUCGGAAGGCAGUGGAUCGAGUUCAACGAAAAAAGACGCCGAAGAAACGACGUUGGCCCCGGCUAAACUGCUACAGCAUGACAUCGACGCCUCUGGAAGUGGGUCUUCCGAAUCGGACAGUGUCAAACACAACCCGAAGAACGACGUAGAGAGUCUCAAGUACGAUGAAAGUGACGAUAGUACAGUGGAAGAUGCGCUACCAAAACAGGUCAAGUCAUCCGUUUGAGAGCGAUCUCGCGCGAUUCAGGAUGGUAGAAUAAUUCAAUCAGUUGAGCUAUUUGAUAGGCAGUAGCUAAUCGAAUUUACAGGACAAGUAAUUAGCAGAAUCGCGUACGAAUUCUUGCUUCCAAAGUUGUUGUGAAGGAUUCAAGUAGAUGGUGCCAGUUGAAUGAAGUAACGAAUUUUUUCUCUUCUUACUUUUAGGAGGUAAGAACUAUUUAUUAUUCCUCUUGUUUAGUGGUUCGAAGACGAUAGAAGCAUCUUCAUGUUCAGAAUGGGAUAUGUUUCUGAAAAUUGAGAGAAGAAAAAGAGCAACAAAAAACGCUUUAGAUGGUUUACUUUAGUGCCAUUAUUGCUAACGUCCGUCUAGCGGUUCAGGACGAAAGUGGAUUCAGCGGCGGUGGUUCAUAGAAAACCCAGAGACAAGUGCAAUCACAGAAACAUUUGAACGUGAAAUUGCUUUUCAUUUUUUCGAUACUUGAUAAUUGAAACUUUGAAAAGCGAUGCGCCUUUUCUCUCAAACCUGUUUGUUAGGAUGAUUAGAAUAAUAGUAGCUAGUCAAUAUGGACUCUAGUUAUGACCGGCACUGAGAGACAAGGUUAAAUGGAACAGCAAACAUCCGGAAUAUCAGCACAAAUCUUUGUACAAAUGCUAUCAUAACCUGUCCGCACAAGAAAACCCAAGACAGUUCGAAUUCCUCCAUAUUAUUAAAAUUCUAACAAAAUUUCAUCGAAACCCUACCGGGACACGUCAAAAUAAUGCCGUCAAAAUACGGAAGAAAUCAGAAGAAAAACAUUUAGUUGACUAGGAAAUCCAAUUGAAAGACAUUUACUAGAGGUAAAUGCUGAAGUGAAGACCCAACCAGCUGGCAGUAGUGUCACUGCUAGUUUUUCAGCUUGAAUCUAAAGCAAAUGAAUCGUAGAUUAAGUUUAAGACUGUUAUAGGAAAUAGUUGAAGGUGAAGAUCGCUAUUUAUUGACUAUUUAUAACUCCGCCCUGCUGCCGACGACGACGAUUGGAUUGGUUGAGCAAAUCCUGGUAGCGUGUCUGCCACGUGUUCAUUUCGGAAACCGAAGCGAAAGUUCUGUUUCGCGGUUUCCGGCUCACAGACGCGGAAACAUGGCCACGGGCAGCCAGUGGGAGUUUUUUCGCAUUUGUAUCGCUAUUACUAAACGAUGAUUAUUAUUAUCAUUCCCCCCUAUCGAGAUAAGUGAUGCCCGCUAGUUUGUAGUGCUGUUAGGAAGAAAUUAACUGAAGAAAGAGUCAUACUUGUAAUUGAAUUUAGAGUUAGUAGUCAUUCAUCUUAUUUUUUUUAAAUAGAAUAAAGUUAAAUCUAUUGAAAAUAUUCAAUAUCGUUCCGUCUUGUGCGUGCUUCGUGCGGAGGAAAUAAUCGGAUAAAUAUGU
Molecule: messenger RNA, 5350 nt
Organism: Sabethes cyaneus
Lineage: Eukaryota; Metazoa; Arthropoda; Insecta; Diptera; Culicidae
Exons: 7
Coding region: 1408-3954 (848 amino acids)
Molecular function (GO): protein binding
Source: RefSeq, a predicted model, not a curated record